UUUUAAUUAGACAAACGGUUUACGCAUUCAGUAGGUAAUUAAGUUGAAACAGUAACAACUGAUUUUCAUUUCAGUUUUCUAGCAUGUUGUGUGGGGUACUUUGUUGAAAUGGAAAAUAAAAACUCAAUUAAGAAGUAUUUCAAAGGGAAAAACAUCUUUCUAACUGGAGGAAGUGGGUUUUUGGGUAAAGCCCUAAUCGAAAAACUACUACGAUCGUGUCCUGAAUUAGGUACAAUUUAUAUUCUUUUACGACCGAAAAAGGGUAAAGGGCUUCAGGAGAGGCUUGAAAAUAUUACAUCAUGUCCGUUAUUUGAUCUAUUGAAGAAAUCGAACCCAGAGAGUAUUAAGAAAAUUGUCCCUGUCAAUGGAAAUACUGCUGAACUAGGACUGGGUCUCUCCUCAGAAGACCGUCAACUGUUAAUAACGAAAGUACACAUGUUCUACCACGUGGCAGCUUCAGUAAAGUUUGACGAUGCCCUCAAAGAUGCCAUAUUUGUUAACGUAAGAAGUGCACGAGAAGCUGCUUUACUCGCCUUGGAAAUGAAACAUCUCGAAUUCCAUAUGCACGUGUCCACUACGUAUUGUAACAUUGACGGUAAAAAAGAAAUUGAGGAAAUUUUGUAUCCUUCACAUGGUAAUUGGAAGGAAGCUAUCGAGGCGGCCGAAUCAUGCGACCCUCAAACGUUCGAUGUACUUGCUCAGAAAUAUAUAGGAACCUUCCCCAAUACUUACACGUUUACGAAACUAUUAGCUGAGCAUUGUGUUAAUGAGUUACUGGUUGGUAAAGUACCUACGAUUAUUUGCAGGCCAUCAGUUGUUGUCAGUACAAUUUUGGAACCAUUUGAAGGCUGGAUUGACAAUUUCAACGGGCCUGUGGGGUUGUUAUUGGCAGGAGGCUCAGGACUACUGAGAACCGUCUAUGGAGGUCGUAAAGUUGAUACAGAUUAUAUAGCAGUUGACAAUGUUGUGAAACUUAUGAUUACUGCGGGAUGGCAUAAAGUCAAUUAUAGUAACAAAGAUGAGCUCUCAAUUUACCAUGCAAGCAAAUACAACCAAGUGGCUAAUAAUCAAGAACAGCUGGUUAAAUUGGGUAAAAGGCUUUACUGGGAUGUACCAUUUGCGAAAAAAAUAUGGUUUCCAGGCAAUACUAUGACCCAUUGUUGGUAUAAUUAUUUUAUUAAUGUUUUGUUAUUUCACAUGAUUCCUGCUGUUAUGGUGGAUUUGUUGCUUAGAGCCUUCGGAUAUAAACCAUUCUUAUUCAAAAUUCAAAGAAAAAUCUACAUAGGCAACAUGGCAGUAUCGUAUUUUAUGUUAAACGAGUGGUGGUUUAUCAAUACAAAAUCCUUCAGUCUUCUAGAAUUUAUACCAGAAAAUGAGAUGAUUGAUUUCAACUUCAAAGUUAUGCCUGUAGGAGAUCAGGCAAUUUAUCAGUAUUAUGCUAAGUCUUGCGAUUAUGCUAGGAAGCAUCUGCUGAUGGAGAAAGGCGAUAUUAGUGAGGAAACACGUGUUAGAACUAGAAGAAUGUACUAUCUGGAUAGAACAAUGAGAUACCUAUUUUAUGCCCUAGCAGUUUGGACAGUACUUUUCAAAAUCAAUAUACUGAAAGUCAUCUGUGGAAUCAUUUGCAAAUAUAUUGGAAAUUUGUAGUAGGCACAAAACUGAAAUGGAUUUUUUCUGUUGGAUAUUUCUUGAUGGGAAAUAUAUGUACCAUAUUGUGGUUUUUGUUAACACACUUACCACCAAUUUGAAAACUUGUAGCUUACCUGAAACAAAAGAAAUAAAUUAGAA
This is a messenger RNA of Ceutorhynchus assimilis (cabbage seed weevil), 1788 nucleotides long. The record is from the annotation of a GenBank genome assembly. Lineage: Eukaryota; Metazoa; Arthropoda; Insecta; Coleoptera; Curculionidae.